Effrenium voratum is the source of this 1524-nucleotide messenger RNA. Lineage: Eukaryota; Dinophyceae; Suessiales; Symbiodiniaceae. The record is from the annotation of a GenBank genome assembly.
AUGGACCGCCUCGCCUGGCUGUGGCUGCUGUGGACGAGCUCCAUGGGCGCGGAUGGCCUGCCGCUGGAGAUGCGGCGGCAAUUCCUGCGGCUGGGCAAGCAGGCGCUGAGUACCUGGAACGGCUGCUUGGGCGUGGAGUCGCUGCUGGCACCUUUGAAGCUCCCCUGGGACCUCACUCGGGGCGGCCGCUUGCUGCUGGACGUGGGCGCGAACACUGGCAGGGCUAGCGAGGCCAUGGUCUCGGUGCUGGGCCAGGCGUCCGGGUGCGGGGAAGUGGAGACGUUGGAGCUCAUCGCCUUCGAGCCGCACCCCGUGAACCAGGCGGAGCUGCAGAAGCUACUGAAGCGCAUGGCGAGCCCAGGCCGGCGGCUGCUGUCCGUGGCCGCGGCGGUGUCGGCUGCGCCAGGGCACGCAGAGCUCUUUGGCUUGUCAGGCACCGAUCUGGGCAGUUCGCUCUCGCCGCACGUGAACGUGAUGCGGGAGAGGUGGCUGGCCAAUGUCAGCCGGAGCGUCGCAGUGGUGUCCCUUGAGUCCUUCCUGGAGGUGGACCGCAAGGUCUUCUUGCUCAAGGUGGAUGCUGAGGGUUUCGACCCCCUGGUGCUCAAAGGCGCGGACCGCCUGCUGCGAAAGCGCCGCGUGAGGUUCCUGGUCUUUGAGGUAGACCGCGCCUGGCACAAGGCGGGCCACGGUAUCUCCCUGGAGCAGGUGGUGUCCCGACUUUUUCGUCUGGGCUAUUUCUGCUUUGUGAUGCACCCCGAGGUGCUCGUUCCCGUCUAUGGAAUUUGGUGGAACCCCACCUACAACUCCUUCACUUGGGCCAACGUCUUCUGCGCUUUGCGCAACGAUCCGGCGCUCUUCGCCGUCUUCGUGUCAUACAGCUUUGGGAACCUGAGCUUGCAGUACGCAGCGCACGAGCUGCUGCCGCAGAGCCUCAAUGCGACGCUGCGAGGCCUUUUGGCGCCAGUUCGCCGCGUCUCGCCGCGCGGAAAUAAGCGGCGCCGCAUGCGCGUUCUGCGCUUUGGGGACGGUGUUUCGAAGAACGAAGGCCCCAUGUUUGAGGAUAUACUCUACAAGUUCCAAUUUAUGUUGGAACACCUGGAGAUCUUCUGCUGCGAGCUGCGAGAGACGCUGGAGGACCGGCUGAUGCUGGUGCUGGCAGACCUGGAGCGCCAGGUGCCUGAGCUUCUGCAGAAGCUCCAGCGCCAGGCGGAAGAGGUGGCAGACCGAGCGUCUAAGCUUCAGGAGCUUGAGGUGCGGGUUGAGAUGGUGUCCCGGCGCAUAGGGACCCAGGAUGAGAGGCUGCAGAGCUGUGCGGAGCGGUGCGAGCGGACGCCGCUGCAGCUGCGGAGCCUCUGUCGGGAGGAGUUGCAGCGGAGGCUCAGUGAGGAGGACUUGCCCGCCACAGCCUUGGCAGUGGCGAAGCAGCAGGAAGCUCUGGACGAGGUGCGACUUCAGCUGCAGCGGCUCCUGGACCGCCUGGAGUGGGGCGGGCUCCUGGAGAGGACGCGAUGGAGACCCGAUUGA